Messenger RNA from Letharia columbiana, 2094 nucleotides. RefSeq lists its product as uncharacterized. The transcript has 4 exons. Gene Ontology annotation, molecular function: protein serine/threonine kinase activity; ATP binding. Bases 1 to 2094 code for a protein of 697 amino acids. Lineage: Eukaryota; Fungi; Ascomycota; Lecanoromycetes; Lecanorales; Parmeliaceae. Gene Ontology annotation, biological process: peptidyl-serine phosphorylation; intracellular signal transduction. The record is from RefSeq and is a predicted model, not a curated record.
AUGGAUCGAAAUAUCGACCCAAAGAAGCAACUCCACCUCAAUUUUGGUGGAAUAGGCGGAGGCAGCGGCUAUAACAAUGAUCGGAACUAUACACCUACUAACGAGCGUGUCUUUCCAACCACACCUUCCAACUUCCCUCACUCAGUCUUUCCCGGCGGCCAGGCCGCCAAUGAUUACGUCGGUGCCCAGAUUCAGAGCCCUUACGGCGGUCCAAAUGGCAGCUACUUCCCCACGGGCGGAUACCAGGCUCAGUACAGCCAGCCUCAGACAUCGUACCAGCAACCGAACCAGUACCAGUACCAGCCUCAGCCUCAGCCUCAGCCCCAGCCUCAAUAUCCGCAACCAAAUGUCCUAGCUCCGCAGCCAUCCUAUCAGCAACGUCAGACUGGCUACAAUGCCAAUGAUCCUACUUCCGGCCUCGCACGCCAAUUCUCGAACCAGAAUCUUGGAACACCUCAGCGUCAAGCAAGUCCAUUCGCUCGUCAACAAUCUCCGAGUUCGAGAUUAUACCCAAACGGUCAACAGAAUCAGGGCCAGCUGGCUCGUAACCAGCACAACUUUACCUCCAACCAGUCGAAUAAUUCGGCCACGUUGGCGCCUUCCUUGUCGAAUGGCACCCUCUCAGGAGCUUCUCUGUACAGUGCUCCCCCUGAGGAACAGCCACCGGAAAAGAACCCAGAAAAAUACUCUUCCAACGUCGUGAAGCGCGGCCAGGGACUGCACGCUCUGGUCGAAUCUUUCUUCAAGGAGAACAUCUCUCGUGCUCGUGAUCGAAAUGUUCGCGCUCGGGAGCUUGAUGAGUUCCUGAAGAGUGAUAGGCACUCUGAGCAAGAAAAGAUCCGUCAAAAUGAGAAGGCUGGCAGUGCUGAAGCGCGAUACCUUCGUUUCCUCCGCACCAAAGAAGAACCCGAAAACUUUAUAACGGUAAAGAAGAUUGGUAAGGGUGCAUUUGGAGAGGUGAAGCUCGUCACCCGUAUAACAGACGGCAAGAUCUACGCGCUGAAGUCACUAAACAAAGCCGAGAUGUUCAGGAAAGACCAGCUUGCACAUGUACGUGCAGAGCGCGAUAUCCUGGCCGAGUCUGACAGUCCAUGGGUCGUCAAGCUAUACACGACAUUCCAGGAUACGAGCAAACUCUACAUGUUGAUGGAGUUCUUGCCAGGAGGGGAUCUUAUGACUAUGCUCAUCAAGUAUGAGAUCUUCUCCGUUCCGAUAACGAGAUUCUACAUUGCCGAGAUCAUUCUUGCCAUUGAAGCUGUACACAAGCAUGGCUUUAUUCAUCGUGACAUCAAGCCAGACAACAUACUUCUGGAUCGUGGUGGACACGUCAAGCUCACGGACUUCGGUCUAUCCACUGGCUUCCACAAGGAACACGACAACUCCUACUACCAAAACCUGAUUAAGGGAACUUCGAACAAGGCUCGCGACAAUCGCAACUCACUCUCGCUAGACCAGCUCAAUAUCACUAUGAGCCGCCAAGCGAUCACGACAUGGCGCCAAUCUCGUCGUCGCAUAGCUUACUCCACCGUUGGUACCCCCGACUACAUCGCUCCUGAGAUCUUCACUGGCCAAGGCUACUCCUUCAGCUGUGACUGGUGGUCCGUCGGAGCUAUCAUGUUUGAGUGCUUGAUCGGCUGGCCUCCAUUCUGUGCCGAGGAUGCCCAUGACACCUACCGAAAGAUUGUCAACUGGAAGCAAACACUGUACUUCCCUGAAGAUAACCCGAUGGCUGACGACCCCGCUAACCGUAAUUCGUGGCCUAUCGCGGAGGAGUGCAUCCGGAGCAUGCUUUGCGACGUCCAAGACCGUCUCGGCUCUCAAGGCGGUCCGGGUGGCAGUAUCGAAAUCAAAGCACACCCCUUCUUCCACGGUGUUGACUGGAACGGUCUCCGCUCCAUCCGCGCUCCCUUCGAACCAAACCUCAAAUCCGCCACUGACGUGUCCUAUUUCCCAAUCGACGAUAUUAAUCAAAAUGACGAUUCUGCACUAGUCCGUGCCCAAGCCGAGUCUCUAGACGACCAGCAAUCUGCUGACAUGGCGUUGCCAUUCAUUGGGUACACGUUCAAGAGGUUCAAGGGCAUGAAUGAAGCUUGA